This is a messenger RNA of Sungouiella intermedia, 612 nucleotides long. NCBI's taxonomy places the organism in Eukaryota, Fungi, Ascomycota, Pichiomycetes, Serinales, Metschnikowiaceae. The record is from the annotation of a GenBank genome assembly.
AUGUCUGCAAUUGAUCCAACGGACUUUGUGGAGGUUGAAGGCGACCAGACGCUGUUGAGGUUUGGCGAUCCAAGACAGCAAGCGAAAUUCGAGCUUGGAGUCUGCAUGGCCAUUCACAAAUGGGAAGAGUUGACCACUGCAGUUGAAAAUUCCUGGGGAGGUCCCAACUCUGCCGAUAAGAGAGACUGGAUCUCGGGAGUCGUCAUCGAGUUGUUUGACGAAAAGGCUGUUGACAUCAUUUUGAUUGAAGACACCUUGUUGUAUGCCAUGGCCGACGAGUUCGAUACUCAGGUUGAUAACGAUUCUGCACUUUUGAUCGGUGACCUUGUUUUGAAGUUGUACAGAGACUGCGCAGCCAAGGAUUACGCUCGCGUUGAUGAGUUGUACCAGAAAUACCAACAGAAGUUGCAGCUGGGCCAGUCCAACAAGGUAGUGGUCGGUGCAGACCCAAACAACCCAGAUGUCUCUGAUGAAGACGAUGACGAGGAUGACGAGGACAAAGCGCCUGCCUUGGUUCAAAAUGACAGUAUGGACGUUGAUGAGGAGCCUGCCGGACCAGUCAUUGAUGACGAUGGCUUUGAGCUUGUCCAGAAGAGGGGACGUAGAAGAUAA